Molecule: messenger RNA, 4369 nt
Organism: Parnassius mnemosyne (clouded apollo)
Lineage: Eukaryota; Metazoa; Arthropoda; Insecta; Lepidoptera; Papilionidae
Source: the annotation of a GenBank genome assembly
GUGUGCUUUGUGCUUUGUGAUGUCGUCGUUAAGUAUCGAGUGUCGUCGUCUUUCCUAAAGUUUUAUCAAGGUAUCCCUCAACUAAGUUGGUGAACGUGAUAGACUUUUUAAAUAGCAUAUGUAUCUAAAAGUGUCUUGUCAUAAAAUUUGUUUAGUGUUGGACUUUGAUAAAUAUUUGUGAUAAGUUUCUAAUUUUAGUGAUCCCUAGUGGGAGUUAUUUGUCAAAAUGAUGACAGAAAAUAGAAUUAGUUCAAGUAAUCACGUUGGAAACAGCAUGAGCAACCAGACCAAGGGAGAUGUAGAUAAAACUGUUGAAGACAUAGGAUGGAAAUCAAAAUUAAAAAUACCCCCCAAAGACAGAAGAAUAAAGACUAGUGAUGUGACAGAUACAAGAGGCAAUGAAUUUGAAGAGUUUUGCUUAAAAAGAGAGCUUUUGAUGGGAAUAUUUGAAAAAGGAUGGGAAAAGCCAUCUCCUAUUCAAGAGGCUUCAAUCCCAAUUGCACUCAGUGGUAAAGAUGUGCUAGCGAGAGCGAAAAACGGAACUGGCAAAACAGGAGCUUAUUGUAUUCCAGUGUUAGAACAGGUGGAUCCAAAAAAAGAUGCUAUACAAGCUUUAAUUGUAGUACCAACUAGAGAGCUAGCACUACAGACAUCACAAAUUUGCAUUGAACUGGCGAAGCACACAGAUAUUCGUGUAAUGGUUACCACAGGAGGCACAAACCUCAGAGAUGACAUAAUGCGUAUUUACCAAAAUGUUCAAGUGAUUAUUGCUACGCCAGGUCGAAUGAUUGAUCUCAUGGAUAAACAAGUAGCUAAGAUGGACCAGUGUAGAAUGUUGGUUCUUGAUGAGGCUGACAAAUUACUUUCACAAGACUUUAAAGGAAUGUUAGAUAUGGUUAUUUCACGAUUACCAAAAGAACGCCAAAUCUUGCUAUUUUCUGCCACCUUCCCAUUGAGUGUGAAGCAGUUUAUGGAAAAGCAUUUAAGGGAACCAUAUGAAAUAAACCUCAUGGAGGAACUUACACUUAAAGGUGUCACACAGUAUUAUGCAUUUGUACAAGAAAGACAAAAAGUACAUUGCUUAAAUACACUGUUUUCAAAGUUACAAAUAAACCAAUCUAUUAUAUUCUGCAAUUCCACUCAGCGAGUAGAGCUGCUGGCAAAAAAAAUAACAGAGUUAGGUUACUGCUGUUAUUACAUUCACGCGCGUAUGGCGCAGGCACACCGUAAUCGCGUGUUUCACGACUUCCGCGCCGGACUUUGCCGCAACUUGGUGUGCUCUGACCUCUUCACCAGAGGUAUUGAUGUGCAAGCGGUCAAUGUCGUCAUCAAUUUCGACUUCCCGCGUAUGGCUGAGACAUAUCUACAUCGUAUUGGUCGUUCCGGGCGGUUCGGCCAUUUGGGUAUUGCGAUCAAUCUAAUAACGUAUGAAGAUCGCUUUGCUCUUCACCGCAUUGAACAGGAGCUGGGCACUGAGAUAAAACCGAUACCAAAGGUAAUAGACCCGGCGCUAUAUGUGUCGCGCCCGGACGAAGACGACUCGGCUGAAAAGUAACGCCAUGCUGUCGCGCGUCAACAUUCGCACUCAACAAAUAUCUGGACUUACUGACUGGUGAAAAGAAUUAGUAAAAAAACAAAAACAAGAAACUUAUUUGUAAAAAGUGUAAUGAAUUUAUUGUAACAAAAUGAGCGUGUAAAAUGUAAAUAGUUUAUCGUGAAAUAAGACUUGAUACCCCCUGGUGGGUUACUUUUUUAAAAGUGUAUAUAAUUAAACAUCGGGACUACGGAAGACAUCUCGCGUCCUUUGUCCAUAUUGGAUAUUGUGCGUGGAUUCCUACAUUGUUAAAACGUAAAAUAUUUAUCUGAACCCUAGCUGCAUGUGUGAGUCUAUCUAGAUUUGUCUAUAAUCUUAACAUAAAUUGUGAUAGACUUUCCAACAUAUGUAUGUUAAUUUAACCUACCCAUAUUUAUAAGAUUUGAGCUAGCACUGGUUUCGUUUCACAUAAAAUUUUCCAACCAACUGAUUGUUCUCUGUAAUAUGGGUAGGCAUUGAGACUAGCUCAAACAACAUUCAUAAAGCAAAAAUAAUUCUGUGUCAAAAAUGCUAUCUCUAACCGCUUGAGGUAGUGUUUAUUUAUAUCAAGCCGUAUUUUAAUGAAGAGCAGGUUAAGAUAAUAGUUUAGACAAAAAUAAUCAAAUUAAAUAUUGAUUGAAAAGGUGUAAAAACUUGAUUUAUUUAUUAUAUUUAGUCAUUGGUAUUGUAUGAUAUUUAUUGUCUUGACCUGUUUUAAAGAUUGUAUUUUUUGUUUUUUCUAAGCGGUUGAUGUCACAGUGUUGGUACAUUUGAAGUGUGUAUCAUUUAAGACAGGGCUAUGGUGGGCAAUAUAUGAGGAACAAAAAAUAUUUUAAUAUUAAUUACUGGUAAACAACGCAAAUUAUCAAAAACAAUGCAAGUGAUGAUUACCCUAUGAUUUUGCCCACUCAGCUUUGAUAUUUUAUUUAAAAUUUUACCUGUGACUAUUUAACAAGGCAGAGGAAUGAACUGAUUCUGUUGCGGCUUGCAGAUGCAGAGCAUUACUUUGUCUCAGGGGAGUUCAUAUAGAGAGUGUUUAUUUUCCAUUAUAAUGCAACUAAAUCACUUUUACUCUCUGGGGGUUACAACAAUAGGGAUGUCAUGUGAAGAGUUACAGAGUUUGGUCUUUUUUUUUGUCAACAGGCUUCAAAAUUUUUAUUACCUGUUCAGUUUUUAAUUUGCUAGGGAGUACUCUCUCAUCACAAAUUAAUUCAAGGUUCUAAACUAUAUGCAAAGAUUGUUGUUUUUAAUGAGGAUAAAAGAAUCAUCUCUUUUCACUUUAUUCUUUCUGUAUUUUUGUUGAAUUAACUUGUAUAGGUUUCCCUGAAUAAUUGCACUCGAAUGCACAUGAAUUUAGUCUUUAAUUAAUGACAGCUGAGCAUAAGAAUGAAACAAUGCUGUACUCGCUGUUGUAGGCAUUGUAGUAGUAAAAUACAGCUUGGGCUUUAAUGAUUUAUGAUUGAAACUACCAUUGUGUGUAUGCCCACCAAAAAAAGAUCUUGACCAUAAUAUUCUUUCGUGACUGUCAGAGGUUCAAAUGCUUGUCGGAAUAAUCUAAUUUUCGCCAGAGCUUAUUAUAGUCUUGAUGGGCAAAUUAACAAUACAGAUUGUUAAGUCUCGAAAACCUCCUGGAAUAGACUGGCCACACAAGGAUGUGAAUUUCAAAAAAUGCUUGGAUACAAUUAUUUUUUUAUGGUAAACAGUAUUACGUCUUACUCAAUUGUCAGUUGUCAUAAAGGCGAGCAUUCGGUACUGCCAGAUUAGUAGAGCUAAACAAUGUUUUAAUAUAUUAUUUUGUUAUGUAGGAGCAUUUUUGAUGCAAUAAUUUUACAAAUAUUUGCAAUCUGUGAUAAAACUUGAUCUAAUGCCUGCUUAGUUUAAUGUGAUGAGAUGUAUUAUGCACUACUCUAUAUACAUUAUUUUUGUCUUCCGAAAAUAUGCAAGAAAUGCCGUAAUAAAAAAGUCAUUUGCUAUAGAAAACUAGACACUUAUAAUUUAAUAUCAAUUUUAUCUUUAAGCUGGUUUCAUUUGUAUUCCAGUAGCACAGUGUCAUAGAAAAAAAAAUUGUUCAACGGGGUUUCGAAAAAAAGAUACAUACUGAGUAGUUAACUAUAUUAACACUUUCACUGUCCAGGCAGUUAUUACACAACGGGGUUUCGAAAAAAAGAUACAUACUGAGUAGUUAACUAUAUUAAUACUUAUUUUGUUUCUAGUCUUCUGUUCAAGACACGAGAAUUUAAAUUGCUAUCAUAUCAUACAAGAUUUUUGUAAAAUGUUAUUAGAUUCUAUAAAUCAUGCUCUUGAAUUGUAUACAAGAGAAAUAUUUUCAAUAAAUCUGAAAGACUAAAUAUAUAUUCAGCAUAAUAUUAUCAUCAGUGGUCUUAUGUUAAACUCGUAAGUUUAUUGCACCGUCUUUUAAAUUGUUCAACAUUCUAUGAUGAUCAGAUAUAAAGAAAAGCUAAGAAUUACUACGACGACGGUACUGGAUAAAUUUAAAGGUGAAAAUAUUCACAUAUUCUCUUAUUUAAAACUGUAUAUUGUUUUCCAAUUUUCAAAAAUAUAUUGUUGUUAAAAAUGGGCCAAAAAUAAACUCUUCACGCAAAUUUAUGCUAGUUUUAUUAUAAAAAUACCGGUUGACCAAAAGUGGAUCAAACGCAACUAGGGGUUAGAUGGGGGUCUCAGGUCAUCAGCUGCAAAAAAUUGUUCUACGUGAGUUCCUUAAGGAACCCCUGCAGAGUUAUAAUUUAUUUUGUGUUUAUGAGAAAAUUGACUUUUACUAAUUCUUAUUAAAAUUCG